Molecule: messenger RNA, 3026 nt
Organism: Colius striatus (speckled mousebird)
Lineage: Eukaryota; Metazoa; Chordata; Aves; Coliiformes; Coliidae
Gene: TMCO4
Product: transmembrane and coiled-coil domains 4
Exons: 14
Coding region: 18-1820 (600 amino acids)
Source: RefSeq, a predicted model, not a curated record
GCUGUGGAGACGUGAAAAUGGCCACAGAAGAGAAGUGGAAAGGUUGGGCUUCAAAACAGCAUAGUAGGGCCCAAGAGGCAGGUGAAAAGGAACCGUGUGUGCUGCUGGGCCAGCGGCUGGGUGAAGCGGGAAGAUUCGCUUAUGCAGCGCUUUGUGGGAUCUCCCUGGCACAACUGUUCCCUGAGGAAGAGCAAAGCUCCUUCAGGACAGAAUUCAUUGAGGGCUUUGUGAAAUGGCUGGACCUGCCUGAUGCUGUCUUACCUGCCAUGACAGCAUUUGCUGGUGGCUUAGGAGGUGAGGGCACAGAAACUUUUGCCCAGAUUGUGCUGAAUGAUCCCAUCUUGAAAGAAAAUCCAGUUGUCAUUACCCAAGACCUUCUAUCCUUCUCUCUUAAAGAUGGGUACUACGAUGCUCGAGCGAGGGUGUUGAUCUGUCACAUCACCUGGCUGCUGAGGAUCCCCUUGGAGGAGCUGGAAGUGCUGGAGGAAUCUCUGCUUGAGAACCUGAAGGACCAAAAAGAAGAAGAGUCAGAAACUUCAGAGGAAUCAAGAAAAAAGAAGGAAAGAAGAAAAAAGCUGAAGAGAUACCUGCUGAUCGGUUUGGCAACCGUUGGGGGUGGAACUGUGAUCGGCUUGACAGGGGGUCUUGCUGCCCCUCUAGUUGCUGCAGGAGCUGCCACUGUCAUUGGAAGUGCUGGAGCAGCUGCUUUAGGUUCAACUGCUGGAAUUGCUGUCAUGGCAUCCCUUUUUGGAGCAGCUGGAGCUGGCCUUACUGGAUACAAGAUGAAGAAGCGUGUGGGAGCCAUAGAAGAGUUUGAAUUCCUCCCACUUACUGAAGGAAAGCAGCUUCAUAUCACCAUAGCAAUUACUGGAUGGCUGUGCACUGGCAAAUAUGGGAGCUUCACAGCACCAUGGAGCAGCAUGUUGCAAUCCAGGGAGCAGUACUGCCUGGCCUGGGAAUCCAAGUACUUGAUGGAACUGGGCAAUGCCUUAGACUCCCUGCUGAAUGGUUUUGUGAACAUGAUGGCUCAAGAAGCCCUAAAGUUCACUGUCCUGUCUGGUAUUGUGACAGCCUUGACUUGGCCAGCUUCUCUCUUGACUGUUGCCAGUGUGAUUGACAACCCCUGGGGAGUGUGUCUCCAUCGCUCUGCUGAAGUAGGCAAACACCUUGCACACAUCCUGCUCAGUCGACAGCAGGGCAAGAGACCUGUCACAUUGAUUGGCUUCAGUCUGGGUGCCAGAGUCAUUUACUUCUGCCUGCAGGAAAUGGCUCAAGAAAAAGACUGUCAAGGGAUCAUUCAAGAUGUGGUUUUACUGGGAGCUCCAGUGGAAGGAGAAGCCAAGUACUGGAAAGCUAUCACAAAAGUGGUGUCGGGCAGGAUCAUAAAUGGCUACUGCAGGGGGGACUGGCUGCUGAGGUUUGUAUAUAGGACCUCUUCUGUCCAGAUCAACGUUGCAGGCCUCCAGCCAGUGGAUUUGGAUGACAGGAGGAUGGUAAACAUGGACCUUUCGUUUGUAGUAAACGGCCACCUGGACUACAUGAAGCAGAUGGACACCAUCCUGAAAGCUGUGGGCAUUAAAACCAAGGAGUGUCAGCUGGAAGAGAAGGGCAGCAGCAGUUUUUUCUCCCCUCUAGCCAAGAAAGCAGCAGGCAGUGAGGCUGGGGAAGAGGGGAACACUGUGCAAGAGGAUGCAGCUGGCGGUGAGGCCCUCCCAGCCAGCCACCCUCACUGCCAGGCUUCCCUCAGCUGCCCCUUGGGAGAAACCUGUUCAAACACAGAGGACAGCAAGAAACAGGCAGUGGGUGAAGAGGCAGAUUAGAGCUCUUUGUGGUGGGCAGAUGCUCAGGCAGCACUCAAACCACUGUCUGUUGCACUGGAGCUCUCAAAGGCGUCUCGGUAGCGCUGGCAGAGCUGCAGCUGCAGUUUUGUCACCCUCCUGAGAGCCUGGAGCGUGGCACUGGUGUGGCACUGCACCAAAACCUCCAGAGCAGCCACCCCCAGCAUCUCCCGUUGAGGAGAAAGGGCUGGUUGCUGCCUGAAUUGGCAUCACUCCUCAGGAAGUGGCAGCACUCCCCUCCUUGCACAAUCUGGGUUUAGUCUGGGAGGAAGCAGCUGUCAGCGUCAGGGACUGUGUCUGUGCUCUGGAACUCUUGGCAAAGCAGAUGGCUCUGUGGGUAUUUUGAAGCAUGUCAUGGAGAGGGACUUAUCACUAGGGAAUUAAAAGCCAUCUUUCCACCAGAGGUUGAUUUGGGGUUUGGUUUUGCCGUGAGCUCUGCCCGUCUCAGUGCCCACACUCCAGCUCUGCCAGCUGGGGAGGCCAGAGGCUGAGGUCACCCAGCUCCUUUCCCCAGCCUCCUGCAGCUCUGUUGGGCACUUUCCAGUCAACAAGGCUGAUUCCCUGUCUGCAAGCUGAGGGUGAGGGGUGUUUAAAGCCUCAUUACUUGACAACCAAGGGUUCAGGCCCAGUCAACAUGGCUUUAUGAAGGGCAGGUCCUGCUUGACUGAGCUGAACUGCUUCUAUGACAAGGUGACCCUCUUAGUGGAUGAGGAAAGGCUGUGGAUGUGUUCUACAUGGACUUUAGUAAGGCCUUCAACACUGUCUCCCACAGCAUCCUCCUGGAGAAACUGGCUGCCCAUGGUUUGGAUGGAUGUGCUCUGUGUUGGGUGGAAAACUGCCAGGCUGCCUGGGCCCAGAGAGUGGUGGGGAAUGGGGUUAAAUCCAGUUGUUGGCCAGUCACCAGUGAUGUUCCCAGGGCUCAGUGCUGAGGCCUGUUCUGUUUAACAUCCUUAUCAAUGGUCUGGGUGAGGGGAACAAGUGCAGCCUCAGUCAGUUGGCUGAUGGCACCAAGCUGGGUGGGUGCAUGGAUCUGUGUGAGGGCAGGAAGGGGCUGCAGAGGGCUCUGGCCAGGCUGGAGCCAUGGGCUGAGGGCAAUGGGAUGAGGCUGAACAAGGGCAAGGGCCAGAUCCUGCCCUUGGGUCACCCCAAGCCCAGGCAGCUCCAGGCUGGGGCAGAGGGGCUGGAAAC